Messenger RNA from Durusdinium trenchii, 2772 nucleotides. The record is from the annotation of a GenBank genome assembly. Lineage: Eukaryota; Dinophyceae; Suessiales; Symbiodiniaceae.
AUGUCUGCGGCCCCGUUUGACGUGAUGUCUGCAUGGCAGAAGGGGGAUGUCCCUCAUGUGCAGCCUGUUCGCCCAGUUUCUUCGAGAAGAUGGAAUGAAGUUCCCGCAGGACCAAAUAGACUUGCCCAACUCCUGACCAUGUGGUUGGAAGGACUCAGUCACGAAGACAAGGAUGCUCUGAAACAGGUGCUCUGUAUUGGUCACGGGGGUCUACCAGAGCUUGAUCAUGUGUUCAGCGUGGAGAAAGAUCGUGCAAAACAAGAAUUUCUUCGCGAUUUUUGCCCGACUAUGAGACAUUUGUAUGAUGAUGCACUUCAGGAAGGCUCCUUGCGGACGGGAUCGGUAUUCCGCGCCAUCGCAAACUACUUGACUGAGAAGAAGGUGCGUUGUUUCCAGUUUGAGAACGUGAUCCCUCUAGCUGCCAAACCUACGCAGCAGGUUUCAGGCUGUGAAGGCAGCAAGAAAAAGGAGCCAACCGUGAUGGGUCCGUCCAAUCUGUCCGCAGUCGUGGCUGUUUUGAGGAAUGAGGCUGGGAUGUUCACUCAUUGCUGGCACCUUGACAGCCGUGAGCAGUUUGGAAGCGGGCAGCAGAGGCAGCGUCUUUGGGGAUUAUCCUUUCGCUUGGAAGACCUUUGCAUGACAGAGGAGUGUGCUCACAGUGUGCUCGAUGAAAUCAUGAACUCAUUGGCAGGUGUGCAGCCCUGCCACCCUGCUGACUACUUACUUCCCGAGUCCUCUGCUGCUGUCCGCCUCCAGAGAUUGCAACACACCUUCAAAAAUUUGUCAGUACAGGAUUUCCUGAGGACAGAUCAUGCUCAUGCGCAGGCGGAGGAACACGAAGGUGCAAGAUCUGAGCGCGGCUUGCGCAUUGACACACUCUUCCAAACAGAGGGCAUUUUGCCCGGUGCAUUUCCUUCAAAGCGUCGGAAAACAGAUCCACAGAAUAGCUAUCCUCCUGGGGCCAAAUGGGUGGCCAAGCACGCUGAUGCCUUCAGAGAACUUGGAAAGGACAGAAGUUCGUGGAAGGCUUUCUCCGCUCGCAAGGACACCCCAGACAAGUUCCGCACCCACGCCGUGCCUGAGCUUGAGAAAGUUGAAGCAACUUUGGCGGAUGAGUCUGAACGGCCAGCUUACGUGGAAGGGGUGAAAGCGUUUGAGCGUGAGAAGCUUGAGGAGAACACCAAGAAAUGGGAGGCGACGGGGAAAAAGAGGAAAGCAAGCAGCUCCGGCUCUGCUGUGAAUGCAGGGCAAAAGUCAUCAUUCCGAUUGGAAGAGCUGAAGGGCUACCUGUGGCCCAUCGCCGUGUAUGAAAGGGUCAAGAAAGUGAAACCUCCCAAAACUAUGCCAGUGGUUGAGAUGGUCGUGAACGGCAAGAAGGUUCGAGGUGUGAUUCUUGACGAGACUCACGGCAGGCCUGUCGGCACCAUUGCGAUCAUUUCGGACGAUGUGCGGUAUGUGCAGAAGGCAGGAGUUGACGUGAAGGAAGAUGGCCUUGUCAGCAUUGCAAACUCCAAAGCCUCUAGUGGUGCUCCUGAUGACUUGAUGGCAGAUCUUGAUGAUUUGUGGGGUAACCGUACCUUUGGUCCUGGCAAUAAGCGCCGACGGGUGGCCGCACUCGAGGAUCAGGAGAGAUUGGGUCAUGAGGAUGAAUCACAGGCAGAAACUGCACCAGAGGAUGAAGCCAAACCAGAAACUCCACCAGCCGAACCAGAACCUUCGAAGAGGGCUCGAACAAGUGAAGCCAAGAAGACGACCUCUUCCUUGCCGGAUAGCAAAUCUCAUGUUUUUGCUGGUUUCAACGUAGGAGGCUUGCCAUCCACUGGAUCAGCAACAGCGAGUUCGAAGGCUUCCAAGACUGCCUCAAAAGAGAUCAACAAAAGCGAUGCACUGUCUACAGAGAUUGCUGAGUGUAUUCAGAACUUUGACGAUGUCGAGGGGAUUUUCAUGGUGACAGAUGCAAAGAUUGCUACGCUUUCUUCCAAAGUAUCAGCCCGCCUUGAACCAGACGUUGUUGCUAGCUGUGUUGGAGCAGAUGCAGAUGGAGAGCAACAGGCACGGGGUCUACGAGUGGUGGCCACUCUUAGGCAGCUAAAGGCAAAACUCACAGCUGCAGCGCCUUUGGUAUCAUCCUUGACAGCGCACCAGGGCGAAUCUUUUCACCACGGUUUCUUGGCAACUGCAUUGGAGCAAGCCAGAAAGUCAGGGGUUACUGUGACAAAAGAAGUUGAUGACAUCCUGGCUGUCAGAGAGAUAUCAACUCUGGCAGAAGCUGGUGACUGGGAUAAGUUUGUGAAGAAGCUUUCAAGUGGCCUAGCGAACGUGCAAGAUGACUCCAAGGCUGAAAUUCGCAAUCGUGGCUUGAUUCACGCAGUUGAGUCUGUCAUGCGGCAGUCUUUGCCUUGCCAACAGUCAGCUCAAGUAGAUGUUGCGAAGGAAAGAUGUCUCAGCCUGGAGGAUUUGAUCACAUCGGUCUCCCAAUCUCAGCUAUGGAUGUCUUCUCAACUUUCAGUGGAUGCUGUUUGCUCAGAGCUUGCGCACUUGAAGACUCUAUGCCAAUUCGUGGCAGUGGAAGAGGAAGAGAGUGCUUCAGACAAAGUCUCUGCUGCGGAAAAGGCACGCACUGUGCUGUCUUCCAAGAAUGCCAAGCUAUUGAAGGCAAUGACUGCAUUUCCCUUGGGCGUACGGCUGAUGCAGAGUGUUCAAGAUUCACUAGCUGCAUUUCACGCUGAAGCUACCUUGCGUUCAGGACUCAACACUGCGAGCCUUGGCUGA